AUGACUCCAAAACCCCUUAAAACAAAGGCUUUUGCUUCAAGCAGCCCCAGAUACCAUAUGUGUGUUGGCUAUGGUCCUCAUCUCAGGUGGCGUUGGCUAGCAAACCCCGGUCAUCUGACCACCCAAUCAGAUCAAGCAAAUAACAAAGUUUUUGUAUGCCUCUCUGCUUCUUUUCAUUACAAGAUUAUUGUACUUUUACAUACUCAUUAA
Molecule: messenger RNA, 210 nt
Organism: Melampsora larici-populina 98AG31
Lineage: Eukaryota; Fungi; Basidiomycota; Pucciniomycetes; Pucciniales; Melampsoraceae
Exons: 3
Coding region: 1-210 (69 amino acids)
Source: RefSeq, a predicted model, not a curated record